Messenger RNA from Trifolium pratense (red clover), 1433 nucleotides. RefSeq lists its product as uncharacterized. The transcript is spliced from 12 exons. The coding region runs from base 27 to 701 and encodes 224 amino acids. NCBI's taxonomy places the organism in Eukaryota, Viridiplantae, Streptophyta, Magnoliopsida, Fabales, Fabaceae. The record is from RefSeq and is a predicted model, not a curated record.
UCACAUGACAGGUUCUCAGGAUUCAUAUGCGAAGUAAACAAAUUGGUUGGACACGCCAAAAAGUUCUUCAUAUCAUGGUUGCCACUUCCAACUUGGGGUACUGUAUCUAUUUUACAAGUACUGUUUUUGCAACUUGCAAUGGAUGGUAUUGCUGGUACGGUGUUUGCGGCUUUAUUCUUAUGGCCUCUCCCAAAGUCGUGUUUUUAGCAGCGUUUCUACUUCUGCUAUCGUUCUGGGUCGACCUUUGCCAUCAGGAAAAUGAAGAAGAAUUGGACGAUGAGGAGGAUAAUGUCGAGAAUAGGACACAACAGGCCUUGUUGGAAGGUAUCAUGAGGGAACAACAUGGUUCAGGUCGCAUGAAAAGCCACCGGAGAUGCUGUUCAAUCCAAGGCAUUCAUAUUGGUAGCCGACAAAAAUAUGUCAUAAUGAUUAUGGUUCUAACCUUUGUUGUGAUGAUGGCGUUUGCCAUACUGAUCUGCGUUGGAAAUGACAAAAAUCCAAUCGAUCCAUCAAUUGUUGCUCGGGUAUAUGAAACAUUUCUCGCAAUAAUGAUACUUAUAUUGGCUGGAGCAUUAGGCUGCUACGGUCUCCUUCUAUUCUUCAAAUUACGGAAAGUACGAUCAGAGAAUGCUUCAUCAGAAAUGUGGAAGGUUAUCAGUUUAGCUAUUAUUUCUAUUAUAUUUUUUCAUCGAGUGCAUUAGUAGCUCUCAACACAGAUAUACCUCUUUUCUAUCAUUGGCAUUUAAAGUUCAUAUAUGGAGUUAAAGCUUUUGUUUACUUGAUUCUUUAUUAUGUUAUCGGUUCUUCUUUGCCAUCAGCUUAUUUGUUAUGGAUAAUUAGAGAAUUGCCGCCUCCGAUCACAAAUAGUAUACAAGAAGAACCGAGAGGAACAUAUACUUUCAUCAGCCAUUCCGACGAGACAUCUGACUCGAAUCAUCCUAGGUCUUGGACUACAGCUACAAGUUCAAACAGUCAGGUUCACUUUAUUAUUUUGGAAGGGCUUCAAGGUCAUCAUCGAAUACAAAUGUCACUGAGCAGCUCUCACAACUAGAAGAAAAACUUAGAGCUGAAUUUGAAGAGAAGAUGGCUGAAGAGCGUCAAUUGAUGCAAAAGAAUUGGAUGGAGGUGUUCGAUGAUCCCACGUCAUUAACCGAGGAGGCGAUGUAUGAAUUGCGAAACAACUAGGCUACUUGUUUUCUUGACCUGUACAAUCCCGAGGUAGAUUAUGAUGUUUCCGAUGAUGAGGUUUAGGAGCUAGCUAGUUACAAUGGAUUCACAUUAAUUAGGAUGUUUUGAAUUGUAAUGACUUGUAGUUUGCUUGAAUGUUAUAACACUUUGGAUUGUUGGUAUUUUGCUUGAAUUGUAAGACUUGGUAUUUUAUUUGAAUUGUAAUGACUUGGUUGAAUGUAAUUGUAUUUUGGUUGAAUGUUGAA